This is a messenger RNA of Pecten maximus, 916 nucleotides long. RefSeq lists its product as uncharacterized. The record is from RefSeq and is a predicted model, not a curated record. The transcript has 6 exons. NCBI's taxonomy places the organism in Eukaryota, Metazoa, Mollusca, Bivalvia, Pectinida, Pectinidae. The coding region runs from base 116 to 823 and encodes 235 amino acids.
ACGUGCCAAACCCACGUGAUUAAAUGAUAAGGAAGGAACACAGGUUUAAAGCAAUAACACGCAUUAGAUCUCCAGUCGAGUUUUACUUUUCGUGAACCAAGUCAUUAGUGAGAAAAUGUUGAAGUUUUUGAUAUGUUUUUCGUUGUCGCUGGUAGUGAGCGAGGCCAUUCAGUGUCUGCCUAACCAAUGUGCCAUGGUUAGAUGUGCCGCCGUUACCCAGGACACCUGUAAUGGGGUUAUAGUGCCCAAUGGUGGAUUCUGUGGUUGUUGUGAUUCUUGUAAAGAAAUGCUCAUUGAAGGCGCCUACUGUGGAUCUACCUUUCUGUUGGGGAUGCCCAGUAAUUCUCAAUGUGGUGAUGGACUCCAUUGUGAUACACACACCAUGCGCUGUGUCUCCAAGACCGCUCGGGAAACGCAAACAGGUCCAUGCGCCGCGGCCCACCAACAGUACCUGGCCACCAAGCAACAGAAUGGCGGAUUCGGCCUUCUAGGCGCUGUGGAGCCGCUUUGCGACGAAAAUGGUUUCUACCAGUCAAAACAGUGUGAAGGAUCCGUGUGUACGUGCGUAUCCAAGCAAGGCAAAAAUAUCCUAGAUUAUCGUGCUGACAUAUGGCGCUCCAAUGACAUGGACUGUCAAUGCGCACGUGACCAACAAGAGUACAUGGACACCGGUCUGAUUGGACGCUUCUUCUACUGUACACCUAACGGUAACUACCAGAACCACCAGUGUCUGGGAUCUGUCUGUCACUGCAUUGACAACCGCGGACAGAUGUUGGGAACCAAGACCGUCAACAUCGGGGACCUGGACAAAUUGAACUGCUGAUUGCAAUAUCAUGGUUCCGCAGUAAAGAAUGAAGAGACAAGCUUAAGUUUAUAAUAAUAAUCUUAUUAUGGUAAUAAAUUGGUAACAUCACAA